AUGGAAACUGUUUGCCUUGAGAUUGGCAUCAGUUGGCAGCAUGUGGCUGAAACCUCCCAGCCUCAUCGAUAUCAAAUAAUUUGCGAUAAAAAAUGGUUACAGACACUGGAGAAAAAGAGAAAAAUCGAUGCAUUCCCGGUACAUCCAACCCUGGAUAGAAGAGCACAUCCCGAUGGUGAUUUGGAACAUCCAUGGUGUAGGGUAUUGGUCCAGUUGUAUAAAAAACAACCCUAUAGUAAGGUGUUCCCCCUGAAAUGUCCCCUGGAGGAUAGUCGAGUGGGUGAUGAUUUUGGCCAAAAGUCCCCGCUGAGUUAUUCCAUGGCCGUGUACGAGGUAAUGUGUGAGAAUUUUCGUAAUCUUUGGUCAGAUUUCUAUAAGAAAUGUCCAGGGGCCCAUGUCAAGGGUGAGAAGGAUGGGAAAGCAAAAUCCACAUCAGCAUCAUCGAUAAAUUUAUUACCCUAUGAUGCGGUAUUAAAGGAGGUGAUUUAUCGGGUCUACAAAUGUCCCAUUAUCCAUUGUGGUUUGGAUCGUUUGCGUGAGGAUUCCGGGGAUGUUAAAUCGGAGGAGUUGGCUUUGGAGUGUCAUGCAAAUGUUAUGCCUGCUUUGAUUUGCAUUGAGACUAGUCAAUAUCUGGCUGUGUUGUUUUAUCCGCCUGGACUGUCGACCACUUUAUAUGAUUGUAUCACCUUUAGUCCGGCGAUUCUCCACAAAAAUUAUAAUAAACCUUUGUUCAUUGUCUACCAGCUGCUGCAGCUGUUUCGAAGUCUCCACCAACAAGGCUUGGUGGUGGGGGAAUUGUCACUGCAGGACAUUUUGCUGAACGAGAAUCUGUGGGCCUUGGUAAUACCACCCGUUGAUGCCAAUAUAACUGCCUACUUUUUGGAAGAGGUUAUGACCCAUUCACCAAGUGAAGCAACGGGAUUACAGGAAUUGGAUUUACCCAUUGAUGGUGUCUCUGGUGGGGGCGGUGUGGAUACCAUGGAUGUUUCCAAUUUGAAAUUGGAUUUGAAGUUCUCCUAUGAUUUGAAACAGUUCACGUUAAGGGAUUACUGUGACAUGUGGUGUAAUGGCCAGAUAAGCAAUUUUGAUUAUCUCACAAUUUUAAAUACCGCCUCCGGACGUUCGCAAAAUAAUCCCUCCUAUCAUCACAUAAUGCCCUGGGUAACAAAUUUCGAAUCCCGCAAUGGUCUGCAAUGGCGUGAUUUAACCAAAAGUAAAUAUCGUUUGAAUAAGGGUGACAUCCACUUGGAUUUAAUGUUUCAACAUGCCACCCAGCAAGCUCAUCGCGAUCUCGAGGCAAAUUGUUCAACCUCACCACAACAGGUGGCCCAUCAUGUAUCGGAUUUCCUGUCGGAAAUAACAUAUUUUGUUUAUAUGGCAAGGCGGACCCCGCAACACAUUUUAAGGGAACAUGUAAGGCCCAUAUGGGUACCGGCUGAAUAUCCCGCCUCUAUACAAAGGUUACAAGAAUGGACGCCAGAUGAAUGUAUACCCGAAUUCUACACCGAUCCAAUGAUUUUCAAGUCGAUACAUGAAGAUUUACCGGAUUUGGAAAUACCUUCCUGGGCAUCAUGUCCUGAGGAUUUUGUGGCCAAACAUCGAGAGGCCUUGGAAAGUCAAUAUGUUAGCGAGCGACUCCACCAUUGGAUUGAUUUAAAUUUUGGCUACAAACUCUCAGGGAAGGCGGCAAUAAAAUCGAAAAAUGUUUGCCUACCCAUGGUGGAUCAACAUAAAACCCUAUGUAAACGGGGUAUUGUUCAGCUCUUUACACAUCCUCAUCCGGCGAAGCGAACAAUAUCACCAUGGUUUGUCAAGCAGGCGCCUAGGAUACAAAAUUUGUUGGCGGGACAGCCAAAGGUGUCGGGGAAACAUAAAUCCAGCAGAAAGCUUAACAAAAGUCUAGACAAUCUGAGUAAAUCCACAGAGUCGUUGGAUGGGCAGGGUGACAAUACGAGCCACAAUCCCAAAGUGUCGCCUCGAUUGACCCUGAAAUUGCCUGAGGAUAACAUUUCCACCUCCUCCAUCUCAAGUUCCAGUAAUUUUUAUAAGACCACAAAUUUCAUAGAACUUCCAAAGGACUACAAUCCCAUUUUGCUGCUACAAUCCCUUGAGUCUUCCCAGCAGUUUGUAAGCAAAACUUUCCCCCUACAAAAGCCCACAGAAAAUGCCCCGGAAAAAAUGCUAACCAGCGAUUUGUUGUUCGAAGACUACACGGAGAAUCACAGCUUCACAAAUCAUCUCUUCAAUGAUGGUGACUCUCCGCUGGACAACAACCCCUCCAUCUCGAAAGGGAAAAGUAAAAAUUUCCUAGCCUCCAGUAAACAGCCGAACAAGACCAUGCCUCUACAUGUCCAUCAUAUGAAAAAAAUCAAGGACCUUCAGAUCUUGGGAUGUUUAAUUGUAGAGCUAUUUGCCAUGCCCCGCAUUAGGCCCUUGAUAGGCCACAAUCUCCAACCGAAGUUUGAAACCCGCCUGAAGGCUUGUCUAACCAUUAUGAAACUGCAUAAGCAGGACAUUCCGAAAUGCCUACGUUACAUUACCAAAAUCCUUUUGAAUCUAAGCUGUCAAGAUGUGGUCACCGAAAAGGGUAUGCCUUUACCCUCGGCGGGUCAGCUACUCGAACCAAUUUAUCACAAUUUACUAAUACCCUUUCCCACCAAUUUUUAUGCCUCCUAUGCUCUCAUAAGAUCUCUAUACUCUUUCGAUUUUGCUUUUAUACUUCUGGAGUUACAUACCCACUUCCAAUGCAAUGGCCAUGAAUGUUCACGCUAUACCGAAAUCGAUCGCCUUAGGGUGCAAUUUGAACGUAAAAUUGGCAAAUGUAAGGUUAUGGCGUGCUGUGCCCACAUUCGUCGUCUCCUGGAACCGGUGGGUUUUGAACAAUUUCCACCCAUAGAUAUUCUACUACCUCACAUGAUAAAUCUGCUAACGGAUGAGCAUACUUCAAUCUUGACGGCCUGGAAUCUAUUCGAUAGCGUUGCCCAGGCCCUGGGUAUACAAAAUACCCAAAAAUAUCUCCUGCAACCGAUCAUGAAACUUUAUGAUGUAGAAAGUUUUGAACGUGGUAUGAUAUCGGUUAGGAAUCGUUCGAUUACCGAUUCCCUAUCGAACUCUUCGAGUCAUUUAAGGUUCUCUACAAGUAGUUCGUUUAAGUCAAGGAAAUCUGUAAAGCUCUAUCAUCAGAUAUUUUUACUGCGUCUGAUUGUUCGCUUUGGCUUGAAAUGUUUUUUGCAAAAUUUCAUUGCCCCCCUGAUAGAGGCUGUGGGGGGUUACAAGGAACCCGAAGAUGGUAAUGGUCUGCAUUAUCACAGUUCAGCGGCAGGGGCUAGGCGUAGCAGUCGUAAUUUAAGUUUGGUCAAUAAUCCCACAGUGUUGGUCAAUGAGGAUGAUAUGACCUUGAUGUCUCCACAAAAACCAGGGGAGGAUUUGGAGGAUAACACUCUAUCCCAGGAUGUGGAAGGUUCCAAUAUCAAACCCGAAAUCGAGGACGUCUUCAGUUUUGAUGAUGAUGCCAAUUCGGAUCACAUUUCCACCUCUGACCACAUAUCCAAUAAAUCUCUGGACUCCUUUGAUAUGAGUCAAAGACCCACCACGGCUGAGGAAGCCAAAGAGCUAGAGGGCGAUGAGCGGCAAUUGGAAACCACUCCCGAAAAAUUGGCCAUAUCCGAAAUUAUCUAUGGUUCAAAAAUUAGCAACAAUUCAUUCGAAGACGCCGAUAAAAUAUCUCUCAAUAGUCAAACGGCCAAUGAUUCACCACUACACAAUUCCGCCAGCCAAUUGGGACCACGUUCACCCACCAUUGCAAUACCGGCCAGUGUAUUUCGACGAUCAUAUCAACUGAACACAAUCGAUUGUGAUAUCGGGUCCCGAAAAAGUGUCGACUCAUUUGAGAUAUUACAAAAUGCCGCGGAAGAGGAACAAAAACAGAUAAGAGCCAAACUUCGCACCGAACUUGAGGAGGAAAAAAAGACCAAACAACAAAACGAAGGCGGCGAAGCCACAAAAUCCAAAGAACCCAUUGAGGAAGAACUACCCUCCAGUUUCUCCCAAGAAGCCAAUGACUCCCUGCAGGCUUCAGUCAUUUCAAAAAUGUCCGAAGAAAAAUCUUUACAAAAUAAUUGUAUUUCGGAAAUGAGUAGCAUUAGUCUGAUAUGGCUGUCGCAUCGUUUGGGACCAGUUUUAACAUCACGCUACAUUGCGAAAAAUCUGUUAAAAAUGUUAACCCUCUGCUAUGUGGGUCAGGAGAAUCUUCUACCCGAAUCUGGGCGGGGUAAUGAAGAUUUACAAAAUUUAAAUUAUUUUACGGUAUCGGAUGCCCGGGUCGUGGGUGACCGCAGUGCUGUAAGGGUGUUGGAAUGCCUAAUGGCAAUUGCUUCGCUCUACGGGGAACAAGUGAUUCUUAUGCAAUAUUUUCCGCAUAUAAGUGAACUGAUUGCAUUGGGUGUUAAGCGGAUCACGAGUAGUUUAGAGGGUGCAAUUAUUUCCACACUCCAGCUGAUGAAAUAUUUGAUACCAUGCCUAACGGAUGCCACCAUUAUGGAACAUUUGAAGGAUAUCCUCCUGGAUUCGAUUAUCCUUCCCGUAUUACGUUUCCUGGGCUCAGCACAAGUCCUUAUGCCCAGCGGUUACUUGGGUCGCUCCGUCUUAGCUCGCAAAUUCUUAGAUGCUGUUUAUGUACUUAGUGUCCGUCUAGGCUCAGAUAUGACCCGUGAACAUUUAUGUUUUACGGUACUGCGUCCAUUCUUCCUGAUAUUCGACAAGGCUUUUGGGGAGACAAUCAAUUUCGAGAAUAAUGAUAAUCGCACUGCCCAAAUAUCACCACCAAAUCCCGAACGCCAACACGAAGCCAAGCGAGAACUUGAAGAAAUCGGUGAUGUGUUCAGUCCAGCAUUGGCGCAUAGUGCCUAUUUGGCAUUUUUACGUUUUCUCGGAGAGGAUAUCAUGAGAAAGACCUUGUUAAAUUUGGAAUUUGUCCUGACGCUGUGUCAUGAAUUUGAACAACCGGAUUACAAGCCGUUCACUAUGAAUUCUCGAAAAUCAAGUGAUGCUGUUGAUUGCCCUGUGGGAACGGCGACAUUGGAAGCGGGAAGUGCAGCGGGGGAUAGUCAAGCGGCAAAUAGUUUUGGUACGCAAGUGGUGGGUAAUCGCAUUGAGGUUGUGAGUCCCACCACCCAACAGACACCAAAGAUCAUUUCAAAGGAGAAGGUCCAACCAAUCGAUACAAUGGAAGUAUUGGAUAUGGUGGCCUAUAAAUUUGAACAUUUACCCAAUACACGAUAUCUGAAGGGUAAUUGGUUGGCCUAUUGGCGUCAUGAAAUAACACGUUCCGAGAAGGAUACCACUUUGAGUUUGCAGCAGAUUAAAUUGCAAUCGUUUGUCGGGCAUACCAAUUCGGUAAGGGCCAUCUUGGCUUUGGAUAAUGAAAAUAGUUUUAUAUCGGCAUCGAAGGAUAAAACCGUGAAAUUGUGGUCUCUACGCAGUGAGGGUGAUGGCUUCAAAACAAAAUCCUGUCAAUUCACCUAUACCGAUCAUCGCAAGUCCAUACAUUCCUUGGCCUUUUUGGAAUCGUUGCGGUUUGUGGUCUCUUGUGAUUCGGGGGUGCACAUAUGGGAUCCAUUUAUAGGCCGGCCCCUGGGAGUAUUGGAUUCUCCCAAACAUAACCCCAUAACAAUUGUCAAAUGUCUACCCUCCCCCUCGCCAUUGGUUUUGGCCGGCACAGCAGAGGCCUCGGUGAAAAUUAUCGAUGCACGUUGCAUGCAAUAUGUCAAUGAGUGGCGAGUCAGCACAAAUACCCAAAAUAAUGCCACGGUGAGAUGUUUGACAGUUGCUCCGUCGGGUAAUUGGAUGGCUGUCGGAUUAUCCUCGGGUUAUAUUGUUAUGCUGGAUACCCGCACGGGUAUGAUCUUAAAUUCAUGGCGUCGCAUGGAAUGUGAUAUUUUGCAGCUGGCUGCACCCAAUGAUCAACAGCUGAUUAGCUCCGCACUCGAUCAUAGUUUGGCGGUGUGGCAUGCUCAUGAUGGUAAUCUGCACUAUCAGUUGGUACCCCCUGCCGAACCCGCCCAUUUCUUGCAAACCAAUGGUCCCGAGUUGGUAUAUGCCACAACUGGCAAUCGCAUUGGCAUCUAUUCGGAUCUAAGCAGCUCACAUGCCUCACACACCGUGACCAAACUGAGAUCGGAAACAUUUAAAGGUGUUCUAACCUCUUUGGCUGUCUUGCCGUUAAAUCGUGCCUUUUUGGCCGGCAAUGAAAGUGGCAAUAUUUCCCUAUUGUGUUGAAA
Messenger RNA from Musca vetustissima, 6278 nucleotides. Its product is annotated as WD repeat-containing protein 81-like. Bases 1 to 6276 code for a protein of 2091 amino acids. The record is from RefSeq and is a predicted model, not a curated record. The transcript has 5 exons. Lineage: Eukaryota; Metazoa; Arthropoda; Insecta; Diptera; Muscidae. Gene Ontology annotation, biological process: aggrephagy. Gene Ontology annotation, cellular component: mitochondrion. Gene Ontology annotation, molecular function: protein binding; phosphatidylinositol 3-kinase regulator activity.